ACUCUGUAUUCAGCUCUCAUCAUGUCGUUCACUGGGAAAUAUCAGCUGGAGAGUCAAGAGGGCUUCGUGGAGUUCAUGAAGGCCGUCGGUCUUCCUGACGACAUGAUUGAGAAAGGCAAAGACAUCAAGAGUGUGUCUGAGAUCGAGGAGAACGGAAACCAGUUUAAAGUGACCGUCACGACCGGAUCAAAAGUGCUGACCAACAGCUUCACCAUCGGGCAGGAGGCCGACAUUGAGACGCUGACCGGAGAGAGAGUCAAGACUAUUGUGAACAGAGAGGGAAAUAAGCUGAAGGUGGUGCUGAACAGAAUCACAUCCAUCACAGAGCUGGUGGACGCAAACACACUGGUCAACACUCUGACGCUCGGCGGCCUCGUCUACAAGCGCAUCAGCAAACGUGUGGCGUAAAAACAUGAGCUGAGCAAACACACGCAAGACUUUUUAUACAUUAAAGUGUUCUCAAUCUCA
Molecule: messenger RNA, 468 nt
Organism: Danio rerio (zebrafish)
Lineage: Eukaryota; Metazoa; Chordata; Actinopteri; Cypriniformes; Danionidae
Gene: fabp1b.1
Product: fatty acid binding protein 1b, tandem duplicate 1
Biological process (GO): fatty acid transport
Cellular component (GO): cytoplasm
Molecular function (GO): fatty acid binding; lipid binding
Source: RefSeq, marked provisional